AUGUCACUCCUUAAGCAUGCGAAGCAAUACCUAGCCAACCAGUCAAAGUACGCACACCUCAAUGCCUUUGUCUCACGAAUCGAACCGUCAAAACUGCUCUCUCGAGCCGAGGUCUCCACCAACAACGAUGUAGAGACAGGACCUCACGCUGUCAGCGACAAACCUAUUGCGAUCAAGGACAACAUCUGCACAAAAGAGCUGAAAACUACAGCGUCUUCAGGAAUAUUGAAGGACUUCACAAGCCCAUACGAUGCGACGGUAGUAAAGCUUUUGCAGGAUGCAGGCGCGGUGGUCGCUGGAAAGACGAACAUGGACGAGUUCGGUAUGGGCUCGCACUCUACCCACUCACACAUUGGGCCUGUGAAGAUGCAGAGACACGCGGGUGAAGAGAAGAGUGCUGGAGGCAGCUCGGGAGGAAGCGCUCUUGCCGUUGCAAGUGCGCAAUGCUGGGCAGCUCUGGGAACAGAUACUGGUGGUUCUGUUAGACUACCUGCGGCAUACACAGGUGUUGUGGGGUUCAAGCCAAGCUAUGGGCUGCUGUCGAGAUGGGGUAUUAUUGCCUACGCGAACUCACUCGACACGGUCGGAAUCAUGGGCAAGAACGUUGGUGAUGUCGACGCGGUCUUUAACAAGCUCAACGCCUACGACUCACAAGAUCCCACAUCUCUCCCGCCCUCAACGCGCUCCCGCCUAGAGAAGGGUGGUACAAAGCGAUCAACGCCAUUGCGGAUUGGUAUCCCUUUGGAUUACAACAUUGCUACACUGCAGCCAGCCGUUCGCCGAGAGUGGAUCAGGACGCUGAAAAAAUUAUGGGAAGAUGGACAUAGUUUGCAUCCGGUACGGCUACCGGCAACACAGCACGCACUGUCAGCAUACUACAUUCUGGCACCAGCAGAAGCCUCAAGUAACCUGGCAAAAUAUGACGGUGUUCGCUAUGGCAGCAGAGCAGAAGGCGUCGAUGGCACAUCUGAGAGCGUCUUGUUUGCCAGAACCCGAGGGCAAGGAUUUGGCGUAGAAGUGCAACGGCGUGUUCUGCUAGGGGCUUUCACACUCAGUGCGCAGGCUAUCGACAAUUAUUUCAUCCAAGCACAGAAAGUGCGCAGACUCGUGCAACAAGACUUUGACAAAGUCUUUGCCACCCAGAAUCCGCUUCUUGACGAAACGACUAGCCUGUCUGGAGGAGAAGACAAAGUAGAUGUCAUCAUCUGUCCUACGGCUCCAACGCUUGCACCGUCACUAGCAAGCAUCAAGGAGCAGGACCCCGUCCACGCCUACAUGAACGAUGUAUUUACAGUGCCAGCUAGUCUUGCUGGUCUACCAGCUAUCAGCGUCCCUGUUCAAAUCGCAGAACAGGCUGCGAGACGCGGAGAAGCAAACACCGAGAAUGCUGGAAUUCAGGUCAUCGGCCAAUAUGGCGAUGAUGAACUCGUUCUACAGGUUGCAGACGUUGUCGCAGGUGUGUCACCGACGAGCCAGGCAAAUGCUGGACCAGAGGUGACCUCCUGGGGAGCCAGCACCCUCGAGAACAACGACUCGACUGCUUGA
Ascochyta rabiei is the source of this 1545-nucleotide messenger RNA. RefSeq lists its product as uncharacterized. Lineage: Eukaryota; Fungi; Ascomycota; Dothideomycetes; Pleosporales; Didymellaceae. Gene Ontology annotation, biological process: glutaminyl-tRNAGln biosynthesis via transamidation; mitochondrial translation. The record is from RefSeq and is a predicted model, not a curated record. The coding region runs from base 1 to 1545 and encodes 514 amino acids. The transcript has 2 exons. Gene Ontology annotation, cellular component: glutamyl-tRNA(Gln) amidotransferase complex; mitochondrion. Gene Ontology annotation, molecular function: glutaminyl-tRNA synthase (glutamine-hydrolyzing) activity.